AUGGCUGAGGAAUUGAAGAAAUUAGUAAAAAUACGCGGAGGCCAUCGAGCCAGUCUUACGAAAACAUUAGCUGUAACAGAGGAACUCUUAACGCAAUCUACGGAAAUAUUUGAAGAAACACAGGCAAGUGACUUUGAAAUAAAACUUACCCAACAACGUGUGAUUUUGGGCGAAAAAUUACCACUUCUAAAGAGUUUUGACGACAAGAUUAUUCUGUUGGUUGAGGACGGAAAUAUUGAGGAUGAGGUUGCCAGUGCUGAUGACAUACGUCAAGCUAUUCAAAGGGCAAUUGUUCACAUUGAUUUAAUUUUGGAAAAACUGAAGAAAAAAUGGAAUAAAGACAGUGGAUCUUCACCAUCGAAUCUGGAAAGUUCUCUGUCGCAAGCAACAGUACCACACACAUCUAACAGUAGGGUAAGAUUACCAAAAUUAGAACUAAAACAUUUUAAUGGGAACAUAAUGGAGUGGACUCCAUUUUGGGAUUCAUAUUCUUCUUCCAUUCAUGAAAAUCCUAAUUUAUCCGGUAUAGAUAAAUUCAAUUAUUUGCAUAGUCUGUUGGAAAAAUCUGCUGCUGAAGCAAUAUCGGGUUUAAAAAUAACUUCAGCAAACUACCAAGAGGCAAUAGAUAUCUUAGACAAAAGAUUUGGUAAUCAGCAACAAAUUGUCAAUGCCCACAUGAAUGCUUUAUUAAACCUGCCCAAGGUGACUAAUGUAGAUGACUUAAAGGCUCUCAGGCAAUUACAUGAUAAAGUAGAGAGCCAUAUGAGGGGAUUGAAAUCACUUGAAGUUGACUCUGGUUCAUAUGGUAGUCUGUUAACACCUAUUUUAAUUGAUAAGUUGCCUAAAGAGCUGCGUUUAGAAGCUAGAAAGCAGGUCAAAGAAGAUUGGGAUCUAGGUGAACUGAUCAAAAUCUUUAAAAGGGAACUGGAGGCUCGAGAGAGGGCAAGUCUCUUACCCGGCAGUUCAAGGGAUCCCCCAUCUAAGCCACCGUAUAAACCUAAGAUCCCAUCUGCAUCAUCUUUGUUUACUACUGGAGGAAGUCCAACAUGCACCUACUGUCAACAACCCCACCCUUCAAAUAGCUGUAGUACCGUGACUGACAGAAAUGAGAGAAAGGAAAUUUUGAAAGGUCUGGAAGAUGUUAUAUAUGCCUUAGAAAGAAUCAUGUUGCCAGAGAGUGCAAAUCUAAAAUAA
Paramuricea clavata is the source of this 1194-nucleotide messenger RNA. Lineage: Eukaryota; Metazoa; Cnidaria; Anthozoa; Malacalcyonacea; Plexauridae. The record is from the annotation of a GenBank genome assembly.